GGCUAUUUAUUAAGAGAGAUUACAGCGAUAUCCUUCCUACAAUAAUGAACCACAAUGGAGGCUAAAUAGGAGUUCCCACUUUUCUUAUCAAACGUGUAGUUUUACUUUGUUUGCAACCUUGCAUAACGACGCUUGCUUGAUUUACAAUUUUCCUUAGAUAAAGGAAGUGAUCUCUAUGAUUUUAAACGAUAAGAUCCUUACAGGCUAUGUAGCGAGCUAACUAAUCUAAUUUAGUCCUUCGCGAAUUCAACUUAAUCAAUAUUUUCGUUAACUGAAUUUGACCAGCCACAUCAAAGGUAUGACCGAGUACAAGCUGGUGGUGGUUGGAGCCGGAGGUGUAGGCAAGAGUGCUUUGACCAUACAACUCAUCCAGAAUCACUUCGUAGACGAAUAUGAUCCCACUAUCGAGGACUCUUACCGGAAGCAGGUGGUGAUCGACGGUGAGACGUGCCUGCUGGACAUUCUGGACACAGCGGGCCAGGAGGAAUACAGCGCCAUGCGCGACCAGUACAUGAGGACGGGGGAGGGCUUCCUUUGCGUGUUCGCCAUCAACAACAGCAAGUCCUUCGAGGACGUCCACCUGUACAGGGAGCAGAUCAACAGGGUGAAGGACAGCGACAGCGUUCCCAUGGUGCUUGUGGGCAAUAAGAGCGACCUGGGGACCCGAAGCGUGGAGUCACGGCAGGCCCAGGAGCUAGCUCGCAGCUACGGAGUGCCCUUCGUGGAGACCUCCGCCAAGACCAGACAGGGUGUGGAGGAGGCCUUCUACUCCCUGGUGAGGGAGAUCCGGCGCUACAAGGAGACGCACCGCAGCAACAAGAAGAGCAAGAAGAGCACUCAGAGAAGAUGUCACAUACUAUAGCGCUCUAAGCCAUUUUUAGUCCCAAGUCGACCAUCCCCCAUCCCACCAUCUCGUUGUCAAGGCCCACCUUGGCGACUAUUGACAAAGGUAGCCAUGAUGCGUCGCCACCCACCCACCACCCCAGUGUCACCACCACCCCCC
Molecule: messenger RNA, 1003 nt
Organism: Gadus chalcogrammus (walleye pollock)
Lineage: Eukaryota; Metazoa; Chordata; Actinopteri; Gadiformes; Gadidae
Product: GTPase KRas
Exons: 5
Coding region: 299-862 (187 amino acids)
Biological process (GO): Ras protein signal transduction
Cellular component (GO): plasma membrane
Molecular function (GO): GTPase activity; GDP binding; GTP binding
Source: RefSeq, a predicted model, not a curated record